This is a messenger RNA of Quercus robur (English oak), 780 nucleotides long. RefSeq lists its product as uncharacterized. The transcript has a single exon. Lineage: Eukaryota; Viridiplantae; Streptophyta; Magnoliopsida; Fagales; Fagaceae. The record is from RefSeq and is a predicted model, not a curated record. The coding region runs from base 250 to 567 and encodes 105 amino acids.
UAUAUAUGAAAUGCCAUUCUCGUGCUGGCCAAUUACGGGCCCAUAAGAGUGCAAUUAUCAGUUAAAGUCCACAGAGUAAAUUUCAGGGUAGAAUACUAAAUGAAUGCAGCUAGUAAAAUCCAUUUAAACUACGCUUCAUUAAUUUACAUCCUUGAGAUCUAACUCUCACAGUCACACUCCCUGUAGCCUACUAUUAAGAGAAUACAUAAGGAGGUUCAAGAACAUUAAAAAAAGGCAACACAAAACACAAUGGAGGACUCCAGUGCUGAGUUUCCUGGCUUCCAAACUUGUGUUCAUAAGGAUGACUUUGUAUUUGGAAGAUCUUUAAGCCGCCGUUUACAAAGGCAAGCUCCCUGCCCUCUCCAGCUAAAGCCAAGAGUCCCUACAGCAUGCAAUGGUGCACCAAAUCCAUUUGUGAGUGGUUCUAAUCCCUCUUCAUCGUCAUCUUCUUCAUUGAAUUCAUUCUAUCACAGUAAAGAACCCAUACCUCUACUUUCUCCUCUUGUGUUGCCUUCUUUUCUUGAAUCUGCAUAUAUUCAAGAAGGAAAUACAACGAAAUCCCAUUGAAUAUCACAAGGUCAAUGGAUGUAUAAUCUGAGAUAUGUGUUAAAUCUUGUCUCCUGUAAAAUGUAUCCAAUGGUUAUGUAUAUUUAGUAGAUUUUCUGCAAUGUCUUAUGAUAAGUUUACGGAUACAAGGUUGAUGUUCUUCCAAAAAGGUUACUCUUACUUUGUGUUGUCUUUUUACUUGCUUUAGAGAGAUAAUAACUUUGAACUGAUUCA